UACAGGAAACAUAUUUUACAUUCUGGCAGUCUUUUCACUCUAACUUAUAGUUGCUCCACAGUUACUUCACUUUUGACAACAUGGACGUGUCAAACACAAGAAGAAUUGUCAUCUUGGGAAAAACUGGAUCUGGGAAAAGCAGCGUGGCUAACACCAUAUUUGGUGAGGGACUGUUCACAAUCGGCCACACUUUCAACUCUGAAACAAGAGAAUGUGAAGCAAGAACCAAAUCUGUUAAUGGAAGAAGCAUCACUUUGAUCGACACUCCUGGUUUCUUCGACACAGAGAGGUCUGAGGAGGAGAUGAAGCCUGAGAUAGUGAGGUGUAUCACAGAGUGUGCUCCUGGUCCUCAUGCUUUUCUCAUUGUGAUUAAAGUGGAGACAUUCACAGAGCAGGAGCAGGCUGUCAUCACUAAAAUAAACGAAUACUUUUCUGAAGAAGUUUACAAAUAUGCAAUACUUGUAUUUACUCAUGGUGACCAGCUCCCUGAAGGAAAGACAAUAAAGGAUGUAGUCGGCCAAAAUCAGCUUGUGAGUGAUCUAGUGGAGAAGUGCGGCGGCCGCUGCCACGUCAUUGAUAAUAAAUACUGGAAGAACAACCAGCAGGAUGAAUACAGGAGUAACCAGUUCCAGGUGAAGGAGCUUCUUAACACAAUAGAGAAGAUGGUUGAGUCAAACGAAGGAAGCUGCUACACCAAUGAGAUGCUACAAACAGUGGAGGAAGUAAUACAACAAAAGGUGGAGGCCAUUAGAUGGUCAUCAGGAAACAUGUCAGAGGAAGAGAUCAGAAAGCAGGCUAGAGUCAGCACAUUUAAGAAGCUUUUGAUCAGACUGGCAGGUAUUGCAACAGGUGUAGUUUUAGGAGCUCUUCUUGGUGUAGGAGUGAGUGUUGGAAUAGUUGUCAAACUUUUAAAAGAAGUAGGAAUAACAGCAGCAAGAUAA
This is a messenger RNA of Perca flavescens (yellow perch), 941 nucleotides long. Its product is annotated as GTPase IMAP family member 7-like. Gene Ontology annotation, molecular function: GTP binding. The coding region runs from base 81 to 941 and encodes 286 amino acids. NCBI's taxonomy places the organism in Eukaryota, Metazoa, Chordata, Actinopteri, Perciformes, Percidae. The record is from RefSeq and is a predicted model, not a curated record. The transcript is spliced from 3 exons.